UUUUCUCCAAUCUGAAAAGAUGCAAACAAGCUUUUUCGUUGAUCAUGAUUUUUCCUUCCUCCCGACGCUGAGCUCGAAAGAUGAGCCGGGCAUAGACUGACGACCCCCAUGGCUCCUAGCUCACCUCAGGGCAUAAGGUAUCGUGAGAAAGGGGUUUGGUGACAUUGACGUCGGGAACAUGGACUGUUGUCAAUUUGGGGGUUCUCAUUUGAGAGAAGUCUUCUAAUGAAACGACAGGCAAAGGAACAACAUCGCAGGGAGGAUGACGGCAUUCAUAACCAGCUGGUAACCAUUAAGAAAGUUCACCAAGACGGGCAUGGCCUUAGUCCCCGGCUUGGGACGACUAGCUCCCACUGACUGCUGGGUUAGCUCAGUAUCUUAGACUAACAUCGGUUCCAGUUGGGAUUAACCAAAAUUGCUAAGAGAUGUUAGUCGGCCACGAGCUCACUUGACGUUGAGUAAUCACCAAACGCUCUUUGCGACUUCAGAUCAUUGAGGACAGCAUAAGACUCCUGUCCGUUUGUCAUCCUUGGACUAUCCAUCUCAAUCGCCGAUAACGUGUACUGUCGCACUGGCAUUACUCAGCACGUCCGUCAGCGAGGCUUGAGGAACACAGAGAAAGGUCCAUGCCACAGAAGCCACUCAUAUACUAAGCACCCCUGGCCCGAACCCCAACAACUGCAAAGAGACCCUUGUAGGGAUACUGCCGGCUGACCAACGCCCACUUCCAAUAGUUGGGACGAGAUUGUCGCCAGCUCUUGACCUGGACAGAUCUGUUGCCUCUUUUAGCAUUGUGGUUUUGGAAGGGCGGUACUACGAAUUUUCAGGGAAUUGAUCACUUCCCCGAGGCUGGUUUUAACCUGUUCUGCGACAACGCAGUGAAUAUCUCACAUAUUGAACACCACUUAUAAGUCGCCAGGCAGCAAAGAAACUUCUCGUUACACCGUGGGUCAAGGCUACACGUCCACGGACAACUGGUUCCAAGACAGCUGGGGUCCUGGACACAGACGUUUAUUGUGUCCUGAUGCGCCGAGGACACGGCCGAACAUAUGUCUGAAACGACUACCGAGGAAGACGAAGAGGUCCACCCAAUGCGGUACUCGCAAGGCGACCUCGCCAUCCUCAGCGCCGAGGUCUACAACCCGGGCUUUUCCUACAACACAUCUACCAAGGCACAAGUGUCAAAGAAGGGACGCCCUGCGGCAUCAAAUUCGGAUACCGGUCCGAGGAAACGUGCAAAGACCCAGGCGACCGAGACAGAGAAUGAACCAGAAGAAAAGAAGCGGUCAAGAGGGCGACCGCGCCUGGACGUGAAGGAUGUGUCACCCAAAGACCGCCGAAGAACACAGGUGCGCCUCGCUCAGCGGGCCUAUCGCAACCGAAAGGAAGAGGCUAUUCAGACUCUCGAAAAGCAAGUCCAGGAGCUUAAGGAGAAGAACCAGGAGAUGAACAAUGCCUUUCUACGGCUGUCCGAUUUCGCAACGAGUAUGGGCUUCUUGGAGCAGUUACCAGAACUUAGACACCAGCUGCGCCUGACAACCGAGAGAUUCCUGUCGCUGGCCAAAAGCACUACUGGCCAAGAAGGGAACAGCGGCCAACAGGCUUCUACUUCUAGUGACGGCUCGUCAUCCCGAGACAGGUCGGAAAGCGCACCAGCCGACCCCCAGAUCCCAUCAACAGUCGCCGAUAGGCCACCACAACAACAAACACAAUUGUAUGGCGGGCUCAUGGUCAGCCAUGAAUCGGCUAGCCAGCCGACCAGCACUGUGUCCGCUCUCCCCCAUGACUUUGGACAGUCCAUGCCGUCAUCGGCUCUUGGCUACGAAAUUGUCACGCACCCAACCCUCACCAACGCUAGCUUUCCGUUCCAGACAGCUCCAGACUUGACCUUCCUAGACCAGUUCACCACACCAGGUCUCCACUGCUCUCUCCCAGCCCCCCGGUCUUACGCCCCUCACGAGAUCACAUUCGGCCGAAGACUCCAACGAUUCGCCAUCGAGAAAGCUCUCGUCCUCAUCUCCAUGCCGGACCCCCCUGAGAACCGGAUCACCCGUGUCUUUGGCUUUUGUCUCCUGUUCGAAACACCCGACCUCAUCAAGCGCCGUCUCGCCAGACAAGUAGCCCGCAACGCGCAAGACACCCUUCACAACUGGCAGUUUCCCUUCCACCACCUCGGCGGCGCCGGCACACACUACGAUGUCACCACGGGAAUCACCUCGCAGCGAAUCGGCAACCAGGGCACAAGCGAUGUUCUCAAACCAGCCAACACAUCCGGCUUCGCGACCGGUCCAUUCAGCCCAGAAGUGAACCGGAUACGAGACAAUGCCUUGGACAAAAACAUGCGGAUAGAAACCCCUGGAUUCGGAGGGGACUUGCUCGACCCGGAUGAGGUGGAGAUAUAUCUCCAGGAAAGGGGCGUUAUUAUUCCUUCCGGGGCAGACUUCAUCACGGCUGAGGUUGACCCAACGGCAUUUGACACACCAGAGUCGGGGAAGUAUCUAUUUAAGAGUGCGCCGGGGGCACACCCGGAGUUUUCGUCACUUUCGAGUCCUUUGACGGCGGGGCGUGCUUCCCGACCGCCGAUGCCGAGUAGUAAUGCCUUUGGAGAUCAGCCGCCAGAGUCAGGCUGGGGGGAUCACAUGACUAGCGGGGGAAACUUCAAGAUUGAUUCGCUGGGAAGCUUCUCACAGGCCCGUUCAUACACAAUGGGCGUGCCGUCAACGUCUCAUGAUGCUGAGUUGAGAAAUUUGUUUGCUUUUUCGGGGGGUAUGGAGAGCAAUGGUGGUUUUGGGGAGGGGUCACAGCACCAACAGUCACCGCCGAGACAGAGGGUAACGGUUGAUGUUCAUCAGUUUAUUAAGGGAAUGGUAAGCAAUGCCACCUGUUUAGGUCGAACACCUGGGUUCAGGCAGGAGCACAUAAAUGCAGCGUUUUGGCUGGCAGUGCAGAGUUAGUUGAUAAGCACGUUUGUAUCAUAGUAUGGAACAGGCAACCAUGAACCCAUGGUAUAUCUUCUGUUAUAUACAACAUGAGGCCAUCCAACUUGUCCUCUUCAUA
Molecule: messenger RNA, 3057 nt
Organism: Podospora bellae-mahoneyi
Lineage: Eukaryota; Fungi; Ascomycota; Sordariomycetes; Sordariales; Podosporaceae
Exons: 3
Coding region: 1050-2954 (634 amino acids)
Biological process (GO): regulation of DNA-templated transcription
Molecular function (GO): DNA-binding transcription factor activity
Source: RefSeq, a predicted model, not a curated record